CGAGAUCACCUCGCCAAUAUUACAAAUAAUCCGUUCAGUCGUUAGCUAGAAACUAAAUUUCUAAGUAAGCAAGGUUACAAAUAAUAUCAGUGAAAGAGUGUAAGUCUUUCUACCUGAAAUCGAGAUACAGUAUCGGCUACUGUAGGUACAUAACCUCAAAUAUUUUUUCAGUGCACAAACGUGAAAAUUCAAAGUGCUUAUAACCUAUAAUCAAGCGAACGAUCAUGGAUAGCAGAGACGACACAAUUAGGGUGAAACAAGAGCCGAACGAUACUUGGCCAGAUGCAGACAAAAAUUAUAUUUUCGAAUCGGUGGAGGAGAAAAAUCAUAUGAAUGGGUUGUUCCAGGAAAAGUUGGAUGAAAAAAUGCUCACAGAUUCUGAGCGCAAAGAUGUUAAACCUGAGCUGAAGUUUUUACCAAAUACCACCAACGAAACUAAGCAUCAACGUUACCUACCUAUUGUGAAAGUAGAAAAUAUAGAUCAAACAAAUGACAUAAAAGAAAAAAUAUUCAUAGACUUUGAGUGCAGAGAUGUUAAGCCUGCACUGGAGCCUUUACCGACAACCAUCUGCAAAAAUGAACAUCAAAGUUGCCUACCUACAGUAAAAAUAGAAAACCAAGUUUGUCACAAAUCAUUUGGACUAAAAGGUGACCUCGCACGUCAUGUCAAUGCAGUGCAUGAUCAGAAUAAACCCUUUGAAUGUGAUAUUUGUCAUAAUUCAUUUACUCAAAAAGGUAGCCUCAAAACUCAUAUUAAUUCAGUACACAAUGGACAUAAACCUUUUGAAUGUGAUGUUUGUCACAAAUCAUUUGGACAAAAACCAUAUCUCAAAGUUCACAGAAAUGCAGUUCAUAUUCGGAGCAAACCCUUUGAAUGUGAGAUAUGUCAAAAAUUAUUUGGAUACAAAAGUCAACUCAAUUCUCAUAUAAAUGCAGUUCACAAUCGAAGCAAGCCCUUUCAAUGUGAUAUUUGUCAUAAAUCAUUUGGACAAAAAAGUUACCUCAAAGUUCACAUAAAUGCAGUACAUGAUCGUAAUAAACCCGUCGAAUAUUUGUCACAAACCAUUUUGAUGAACGGAUUUCCGUAA
Trichogramma pretiosum is the source of this 1088-nucleotide messenger RNA. RefSeq names its product zinc finger protein 836-like. The coding region runs from base 225 to 1088 and encodes 287 amino acids. The record is from RefSeq and is a predicted model, not a curated record. Lineage: Eukaryota; Metazoa; Arthropoda; Insecta; Hymenoptera; Trichogrammatidae. Gene Ontology annotation, biological process: regulation of transcription by RNA polymerase II. Gene Ontology annotation, molecular function: RNA polymerase II cis-regulatory region sequence-specific DNA binding; DNA-binding transcription factor activity. The transcript has 4 exons.